AUGGUCGGCGUUGGAGGCCGAAGCAAAGGGUGUCGCACCUGCCGACGUCGCAGAGUUAAAUGCGACGAAGAAAAGCCGCUCUGUCAUCGGUGUCAAAAAGGUGGCUUUGAAUGUGAGGGUUAUGUGGAGUUUGCCCAGUUUAUUGACGAGACAAGUCGCCUGAGAAAAAGGGCUGCGCGGAGGUUAGCCUUGCCAUCAAGCUGCUCAGACUCUUCUGAGACAGGAUUAGAGGCACCAGGACCAAAUAUCAAUUUCCUAUUGAGCGUUAACCCACCAUGGAGCGAGAAUGACAUUGUGAUUACUUACCUUUUCAACCGUGUCUUUAACUGGAAUGACGAUCCAGCAUCUCCACAUGAGACGCCAGCAUGGACCUCGAUACUCCUACGCCAAGACAACGAAACCGAGCUCUCAACGGCCUCGGUCCGUGCUUUAGCCAUGGUGUAUUUUGCCAAGGUCAACAAGCAACACCAGGUGAUGCGGAAAGGUGUAUCCUUCUAUGCCCAUGCUCUUCGAACAUUGCAGACCAAACUACAUUGCCAAGAUCAGGCAAUGGGCGACGAUGUCCUCGUGGCUAUCAUUUGCCUGGCUAUCUAUGAGUUGAUCACCCUUACCCAUCCCAGAGCUUGGCUUUCUCAUUAUCAAGGAUUGGCUAGACUGAUGUUGUUAAGGGGGCCCUAUCGACAUCAAUCUGGCAUUACAUUCGCUAUUAUGCCGACUCUCAGAUCAUGUAUUGCUAUUGGAUAUAUUAUAGAACGGAAACGAUGCUUCCUUGAAGAUCCUGCCUGGAAAACCAUACCGUGGGCUGAGCGAGGUCUUGGUUCAAAAACACCCACAGACUUGCUGCAAGACAUUAUGUGCGACAUCCCUGGCAUACUGCAAGACCAAAGCGAGGCAGUCUUGUGGCAUCCUGAUGACCCCCGCAAAGAAGAGUUCACAUCUGUGUUUAUCCCAAGAGUACUCUCAACCCUUGAAGUCCUGUACUCCUGGCGCUGGAAUUGGGAAUCGCAAUUCCCGAACUCGACAUUUAUCACCACACCCAUCGAAUACAUUUCUUCUGGCCCAAUAUCUCUACCUCCGAGUCCAUUCAAAUCUGUCAUCUGGUUCCAAGAUCCUCACCGCGCGGUCGAGCUCACCGUUUAUAAUGCAAUACUUCUCAUUCUCAUACGAGCUCUCCAGAUCGCAGGCGCUGAUCUGGAUAGCGUUCACCUUGAGGGCCUCAGUGGCCCACUCCUCCCCAUGCAGGGGGACAGAAAUGAUAUAGCAAUUGAGAUAUGUCGGAUGGUCGAUUAUCAUUUACACUGUUUGAGGAGUACUGGUGCAUUCAUGCUUUUAUUCCCUUUGAACGUUGCCUAUCUACAUCUAGAUCAGAAAUCUACCGAGGCCCGGUGUUGGUUGGAAAGGGUCAUCGCAGAUCUCGCCGACUCACAUGGAUUUGAGGUUGGGAGGUCGGAGAAUAUGCUGAGGAAACCCACUGAUGUGCGUGGUGGGAUUUGA
Molecule: messenger RNA, 1494 nt
Organism: Penicillium crustosum
Lineage: Eukaryota; Fungi; Ascomycota; Eurotiomycetes; Eurotiales; Aspergillaceae
Product: Zn(II)2Cys6 transcription factor domain-containing protein
Exons: 4
Coding region: 1-1494 (497 amino acids)
Biological process (GO): regulation of DNA-templated transcription
Molecular function (GO): DNA-binding transcription factor activity, RNA polymerase II-specific; zinc ion binding
Source: RefSeq, a predicted model, not a curated record